This is a messenger RNA of Pteronotus mesoamericanus, 1347 nucleotides long. RefSeq names its product Golgi-associated RAB2 interactor protein 6-like. The transcript is spliced from 4 exons. Bases 1 to 1347 code for a protein of 448 amino acids. The record is from RefSeq and is a predicted model, not a curated record. NCBI's taxonomy places the organism in Eukaryota, Metazoa, Chordata, Mammalia, Chiroptera, Mormoopidae. Gene Ontology annotation, cellular component: nucleus.
AUGGCUAUUUUCUUCUCCCGGAGACCGGUCCAAAACCUGCCAGGAUUCAAAGUAUCACCUACAGGCAGCGCCCAGAGCAGCCACGUGCUGCCCAUGUUCCACGGCUCCACAGGGAAGCUGCAGCGACAGCUGCGCAAGGGCGAGUUUGCCAUGUUCAGGCACAGUCCCAUGUUUGAGAGUGACUUCAUCCAGAUCAGCAAAAGAGGAGAAGUUAUCGAUGUGCACAACAGUGUGCAAAUGGUCACUCUGGGCAUCGCAUACAGCAGUCCCAACCUCGUGAUACCUGAUGUCAUGCUGCUGGCACGGCCAGCUGCCAGUUGUGCAGUCGAUGGCAAACAUGACCAACACACCCAGGGAAGCGGACUCAAGUCAGCCAAGAGCUUGGAGCUGACCAGGCUGCUUCCUUUGAAGUUUGUAAAGUUGUCUGUCUACAGCCAUGAGAACAAACAGCUCCACUUGAAGCUGGCCACUGGCCUCUCUUUCUACCUACAAUUAUGCCCCGCUUCAGAUGCAAAAGAUCUGUUUGCACACUGGGAAGACCUGGUGUUCUCCCUGCAACCGCCAGUGGAGGCUUACAGCAGCACCCACGCUGUACCCGCUUGUGACGGGAUGGACCUACCUGUGCUGGAGGCAGAGGACAGGAAGAGCCCAAUGGCCAUGGAGAGCCAUGGAGAAGGUGACCAAGACCAAGUCAGCAUUAGAAGCCUUCCCAUGGUCACUGAGGUGUCUGGGGCCACCUCUCUUGCUUAUGCUGGCGGGGAAGAAGUCCAAGAACAUGCUUCAGACAAAUACUCUGUGCCCAGGAUCACACUGUCUUUCCUAACCCCGGCACCGGCAGGGCCUGACCAAGGGGCAGAGCCAGGAGCAGCAGCAGCAACCCCCCAGGGCAGUGUGAGUGAGGGCGCAGGAGGCAAGGUGCCCAGCAGCCCUGUUACGGAGACCAUGGAAAGUCCAGGAGCUGAGCCCUUCGUCUCAGCUUGGCCGAGUGAAGACAAUGUGAGUGAACAGACUGGAGCCCAGAAAUUCUCCCAAUGCCAGGCUGAAGCCCUUAGAAAGGGAAAGAAAAAGAAGAAAACUCCCACCAAAAGGCCCUCCCAUUCUAGUAGGAAGCAAGAGGACAGGUCAAUCCCAAGAUCCCAUGGAACCACUCAGGGAGAGCAAAAGGACAAGGACCAGAGCAGCCUGGAGGGCCAAGGACAUGGCUCCUCUCCUCAGGAAUACAGGAGCCUCAAUGUCACCCAAAAGGGGUCUAGGUUAUCUCAAAAAUCGGUAGGAGCUGAUUCAGAGGAUGAUGACGACGACGACGACGAUGAUGAUGAUGAUGAUGAUGAUGAUACCACAACCUAA